AUGGCCUCCCCGGGGAUGAUGCAGUCCGGCCUCUCCCGGGAACUGUUCGAGUCCUGGUGCACGGACCCCAAGAAUGGCGUCAUCAUAGCAGGUUACUGCGUGGAAGGCACCUUGGCUAAAACUAUUCUGUCGGAGCCGGAAGAGAUCACGACCAUGUCCGGACAGAAACUCCCGCUGAAGAUGUCCGUAGACUACAUAUCGUUCUCAGCUCACACGGACUACCAGCAGACAUCAGAGUUCAUUAACAUUCUGAAGCCUCCUCAUGUGGUAUUAGUUCACGGAGAACAGAACGAGAUGUCUCGCCUGAAGGCGGCCCUGCAGCGGGAACACCGCGGCCGGCUCGCGAUACACACGCCCAGGAACACGCAGCAACUGGCACUCACAUUCAGGGGGGAUAAGACCGCUAAGGUGAUGGGGUCGCUGGCUAUGGAGCCGCCUGUGCCGGGCGCGCAGCUACAGGGAGUUCUGGUCAAGAGGAACUUCAACUAUCACAUACUGGCGCCCUCAGACCUGAAUAAGUACACGGACCUCUCCCAGUCGUCGGUGUCCCAGCGCGUGUCCGUGUGGUGCGGGGCUCCGGCGGGGCUGGUCCGUCACGCCGUCAUGCGUCUGGCGGGGCCCGUGGUGUUCCUGAGCGACACCCGCUGGAGGCUGUACGGCUGUAUCGAACUCACGCUCGACCUGCCGCUCGUCACGCUAGAGUGGCAGGCGGCGCCGGUGUCGGACAUGUUCGCGGACGCGGUGGUGGCGGCUCUGCUGGCGGCCCCGGCCUCCGCCCCCGGGCCCGCGCCUAACGCUCCGCUCGCACACAAACUGGACAAGAUGCACUUCAAGGAGUGUGUGAUCGAGAUGUUGUCGGAGAUGUUCGGCGAGGCGGCCGUGGCCAAGAUGUUCCGCGGAGAGCGGCUCACGGUCACACUCAACGAGCGGCAGGCGCAUCUAGACCUCGCCACCAUGGAGGUGAAGUGUCCCGAGGACGAGUCUCUGGAGCGCACGAUCCAGUCAGCCAUCAGUAAGCUGCACGCGGCCCUCUCACCCGUCCGGCCGCCCGCACCCUCCACACCCACAGCACCCACAGCAGCCGUCGCACCCUGA
Messenger RNA from Danaus chrysippus (African queen), 1095 nucleotides. Lineage: Eukaryota; Metazoa; Arthropoda; Insecta; Lepidoptera; Nymphalidae. The record is from the annotation of a GenBank genome assembly.